AUGUCAAAAUCCGACCUUGAACAGAGCUCAGACAGCGAGGCAUAUGCUUGGACAGCCGCACCAGGGGCUACUACUAAGCCGACGAAAUGGCAACGGUUUAAAGCGCACAUGAAGAAAUGGUGGUGGGCAUAUUUGCUAGGGUUUUGCUGUGUUUUUCUAGUGGUGUUUCUUCCCCUUAUCUACGUGGGAAUACCUCACUUUGCAGACUCAUACAUCAACAGCUUCCAAUACGAUGAUAGUGGUCUUGCGAUCACUAACCCUCGACCAAACGCAUUCCAUAUCAGCCAAAAGAAAUCAAUCUCCAUGGGUGGUGGGUUCAGUGGCAGCGGCUAUCUGUCACCAUUCAAUGCAACCAUUCGUGUUCCCAGCAGCGGCGAGGAAUUUGCGGUCUUCCCUGUACCCGAGAUCAAAUUUGACGGCGGCACCACUCUUGACAUCGACCAGGAUCUGGACCUGUCCUGUGUCGAGUGCCUGUCGCAGUUGGCCGUUUCGGCGGCGACAAACAAGAGCUUCGCGGUGUUGGUGACGGGGCAACCUGAUUUGAAGUUCGGCGCUCUGCCAAAUGCUCAUUUGAACAUUCAUAAAACUAUGAACAUGAAUGGUUACAAUGUCACCGAGUUCGUCAAUGCUCCGGGUGCAUUCAACGUCACAAGUGUAGACCUCUUGAACAAUCCUGUGAACGGCUUCAAUAUUAAUGCCACCAUCUCUAUCCAAAAUCCGACACCUUUUAUUGUGGAAAUGGGCCAUGUCACCUUUAACCUCAGCAUGGCCGGCAAGUCACUCGGAUACGUCGACCUCCCUAACCUGAUGCUUGAACAACCUACCAGCAGCACUAUAGUUCUUGGGCAGAUCGACACGGGUAUGCUCAUUGAUCAAGCUGUAAACGGCGAUGGCGAGGGUUUUACAGUCACUAUCGAUGUCCAGGGGAACAGCUGCGAUUACAAUGGGCUGGACAUUCCAUAUUUCGCCGCAGCCAUCAAGGCUGUUCACGCAGCUGCCCUUGCCACGCUCACUGAUCUAUGUGCCGAACAAGGCCUCUUGAAACGUGUUGGUUUCAAAGAUGGAGAUCGACCGGAUGGUGUCACUGAUGAAACCGCCCUGCUGCGUUUCUUGCAGGCAAAUCAAAUGGUGCCUUCCAAUGCUCUUCUGCAAUUCCAAGAGGCAACCAAGUUCCAAACGGCCAACAGCGUGCUUCGCCUAUACAACCUGAUCAACGUCGAUGACUUUGAGGACACCAGAGGGAUGUAUCCACAUUGGACCGGCCGUCGUGAUAAUCAAGGAUGGCCCAUCGUCAUGCUCGAUUUGGCCUAUCUGAAUCAAGCUACAAUAGCACACUGGCGCAAGACUCGCGAUAUACCACAUGGCUGUCAUGAUUGCGACGAUACCACAAAUGUUACAGCUAACAUGGCACAACGUGCUUGCGUCGUUCACGAUUACUUGACCCGGUUUGUCUUUCCUCUUUGUUCGGCAAUGCCUGACCGACCCAAUCCAUCGAGCCCAAUUAGCAAAUCCAUAUAUAUUUUGGACGCCUCUCCGCUUUCACUGGGUCAGGUCUGGAAUUUGAGAGACUUUGCACAAGAGAUUAGCUGGAUUCUAUCAACCUGCUAUCCCGAGACAAUUGAGCGCAUCUUUAUGUGUAACGUGCCAUCAUACUUUGCUCAGCUUUGGGCUAUUGCAAAACGCUUUGUCCAUCCUGUCACAGCUGAUAAAAUUCAAAUUUUAAGAGAGGGAGAGGUAUACGACACCUUGAGCACGCGCAUCAGCCAUGAGAACAUUCCGAGUCAAUUUGGGGGCAACUUCAAGUUCAUAAAUGGCAUGGUCCCAGAUUUGGAACCCGCAAUUUGUCAAACCCUACGUUGGUCCGCCUCAAACGAAAACUUGCCGUCAGGGCCGAUUAAGUGGACAGAAGAUAGUUCAGGACAAAUGAAGGCUGUAGCUACCGGAACAGCGAAUGGGAAGCAAAGGACGGAGGAGGUUGCUGUAUUGGAGCUAAUUGGCUCAAGCUGA
Messenger RNA from Penicillium lagena, 2007 nucleotides. RefSeq lists its product as uncharacterized. Lineage: Eukaryota; Fungi; Ascomycota; Eurotiomycetes; Eurotiales; Aspergillaceae. The record is from RefSeq and is a predicted model, not a curated record. The transcript has 9 exons. The coding region runs from base 1 to 2007 and encodes 668 amino acids.